AUGCAUGGACAAAAUGACGGGCACAGUUUGAGUAAUUGUAGGUAAUAAGGAACACUUAUUGCAGCAGAGGGUUCAUUUUUUGUUGUCAACACUUCACUACUCUCAGCACCUUUUGCACUAGAGUUCUUAACUACUCAAACCAAAAUUUGUGUGGGUUGGGGUUUCAUAAUAGGAGAGUCAAAAUUUGGGUAAUCUUUUACUGGCUGAAAUUUUUUGAAUUAAACAACAGAGCUUUACAUACAUUCUAAACAUUAAAGUUGGCACUUUUUCCGACAUCCGCACACCGUUGUCAAUUCCCUCUAUUUUUCUUGAAACUUAACGAAUUUAUCGGCAAUUGAAAUUGUAUUGUAUGUAGUAAGACGGCGACUGAAACAGGGGUUUAACUCUGACGGGGGAAGUGCAACAAUAGUGUGACCUUUUCUGCGCUGGGUUUUUGAAGAGCAGUUAAAAGACGAUUUCUGAGUCAGUGCGUCAGCUGUGGACAUAGGAAAAAAUCGAUUUUGAGUUUUUUGCAUUAAAAUGACUGUUGGAGGGUGCUAAGCAAAAGCGAACAAUAUUUUUUCUCAAAACCUUCAUCAAGGUAGAUUUUUUUACAAUUUAUUGUUUUAGAAGUAAUCGCCUCCAGCUGUCGUAUCUUACCUUACUGGGCGAUGAUUUGACGGUUACUGAAGUUUUUGACCCUUGCGAAGACGAUGGAAUCAUUAUUUUUCCGAUUUGCCUACUGUAACAUACCGUAAUACCCUAUCGGCCGCUAAAAAACGGCCGUAGAAUCUUUCUUUCUGGAAAUUUCACAGGCGAUUUUACGAUUUUUGGAAUCAGCAUAAAAUUCUGCUCUAGAGGCAAUCAAAAAAAGUUCAAAAAAAGCUGCGACAAAUUUCGUGGUAUAGUGGUUAGUGGUCGGGACUACCAAUCCAGCGACCCGGGUUCGAGUCCGGCUGGGUGCGAAUAUCGAAAAGAAGUCGGAAAUUAAAUUUAUUGUGAUUCAGAGGAUUGUAUAUUUUGCCACGAGCAAUUAUUAAUGUCAAUGGUAGCUGGAUUCGAGGUUAAAACGGGAUUUAUAUAAUUUUAGGGGCUCAAUACAUGAAAAAAUAAAAGUGCUUCAAACCGGUUGAAAUUGAUAAUACUUAUUCUAAGGGCUAUUCUAAGACACUUUCUCGUUAACUUUUCUUUGGUAACUUACUGUAACAUGGAUUACUGUAACGUGAAGUCCAAUUUUAUUUUUCGCAAACACGGGGCGUAGAGAGCUCGGACUAUCACCAUAUUGAUAGAGAUGGUUAAUAACGAGUUGGUUUGCAUACAAAAUUUUUUUUAUGGCCACACAGUUUGAAACAACCGGGUUAUUUCACGAAGUUUUGUCAGAUAGCGAUGAUAUCAAGACACACUGGAAGUGUAGCGAAAAUUUAUUUUGUAUACCUAUAGUGGACCUUCGUUGCUGUUUGAACGAACUAGUCAAAAAAACUCGAGACUGGAUGCAACAAUUUUGAAGAAAAUCCCGCUUAAGUACAAAAUCUUUAUCUUACUGUAGUGCAUGGAACAGUAAGCUACCAAAAAAAGUUAACGAGAAAGUGUCUUAGAAUAGCCCUUAGAAUAAGUAUUAUCAAUUUCAACCGGUUUGAAGCACUUUUAUUUUUUCAUGUAUUGAGCCCCUAAAAUUAUAUAAAUCCCGUUUUAACCUCGAAUCCAGCUACCAUUGACAUUAAUAAUUGCUCGUGGCAAAAUAUACAAUCCUCUGAAUCACAAUAAAUUUAAUUUCCGACUUCUUUUCGAUAUUCGCACCCAGCCGGACUCGAACCCGGGUCGCUGGAUUGGUAGUCCCGACCACUAACCACUAUACCACGAAAUUUGUCGCAGCUUUUUUUGAACUUUUUUGAUUGCCUCUAGAGCAGAAUUUUAUGCUGAUUCCAAAAAUCGUAAAAUCGCCUGUGAAAUUUCCAGAAAGAAAGAUUCUACGGCCGUUUUUUAGCGGCCGAUAGGGUAUUACGGUAUGUUACAGUAGGCAAAUCGGAAAAAUAAUGAUUCCAUCGUCUUCGCAAGGGUCAAAAACUUCAGUAACCGUCAAAUCAUCGCCCAGUAAGGUAAGAUACGACAGCUGGAGGCGAUUACUUCUAAAACAAUAAAUUGUAAAAAAAUCUACCUUGAUGAAGGUUUUGAGAAAAAAUAUUGUUCGCUUUUGCUUAGCACCCUCCAACAGUCAUUUUAAUGCAAAAAACUGAAAAUCGAUUUUUUCCUAUGUCCACCCCUAACAGACGGCUGAUCCACUGACUCAGAAAUCGUCUUUUAAAUGUUAAAAAAUAUACUUAAUACUAGGCGGGCCAAAGUGUCGCGACAUGUUUUCGCACCGUGCGGGCGCAUGCAUUUGGCGUUUCGCCGAGGUGUCGCGCGGUAAAAAUUUGCCGAGUGCAAAAAAAGAGUGCACCGCACGUCAAACUGAGAUAGGCUCAAAUUCUCCGGUGAGUUAGGGCCAAUGCACAAUCUGAAGGUUUGCUGAAAAUCAUAGGGCGCAGCUCGGAGAACUUGCAUGCUUUUAGUUGGGGAAGAAAUGGGGAUUUUUUGGGGCGAGAGAGUACGUUUUUGCGCGUCUUUUUCUCUGACUUCUCUGUGAAAUCAAGACGAAAUGUCAAAAACCGAUAGCGAAGUGUCUAUUCCGGUCACCGGACUCCUCAGUUUGGCGUGCACCGUGCUUUCGAUUGCCCUUUUCAAAAACACAACAACUAAAAAAGACAAUUUUUCUGCACUGUGCUCUUAGUGUGCAGGGUGGGCCACUUAUACAAUUGAAGAGCCACAUUGGAGCACUUUCUCCAAGUUCACUUCUCUAUUAUAACGCUAAUUUUUGAUGCCUAUGGGAGGGCAAUGUUUUUGACAUUUAGUUUUCUGUAAUAGUUUUACGAUAUCCGGAAAUUCUUUUCCACAAAGUACAUGUUUUCGAGCACUUUUGUGGGAAAGCAGGAGCAUCGAGCAAUGUCAAUGACUUAUGCUGUUGCGAGCUGUUCCCAUGCGACUACACGGUUUAAUUUAUCAUUUCAUCGGGUUCUUAUUUACCGUUUUAGGUUAUGCCAUGGAAUGGCAUGUUCGAGAGGUCUACGUAGUUUAUGUGGUAGUGAUUUGCACGGUCUCAACGUGUUUGUCGUUGUUGGUUUUGGGUUUGUCAAUCAAGUUGUGCCAAAGGAAGCUGCAAGCUUUGCGGAGUUAUGCGAAAAUCGUAGCGUUUAACACCUGUAUGGAUAUUUGGUUUAUCAUCACAACGGUUAUAAACUUUCCGGUGAGAGAAAACUGGCUCGUAACAUCACCAUGCUUCUUCUUUAGGUAGCAAUCGAAUAUCGGGGCUUGCUGUUUCUCGUCAACGAAAACCCUUUACUCCGGGCCUUGGACAAUUUCACUACGAACGUCUUGAUGUUAUUAUAUACAAACACAAUCAUACUUUUGGCGCUUUGUCAUAUGGUCCAUUUUUGGUAUCGAUAUCAAGUCUUCUGCAAGACCUCUACGUGGUCGCAAACCCGGUAUCUCCUCACGUUCCUCGGCUUCACGCUUUGGGUGGCGGUUGAGUAUACUUAUGCUUGCGUGGUGACGGAGAAUGUGGCUCCUUACUACCCGUUCCUUCGUCAGAUUGAGUUGUAUAACGGCAAUGUUCCUCCAUUCAUUGUGUUUUCUGUGAGUUUUUAGCUGAUGCAAGAAUUAGGCCGGGAAUCGGUAAACAAUUUGAGAAGCAAGAACAGGGGCGUGACUAGGCGGUCAAGGUGUACCCUACAGGGGUAAUGUUUGCCCAGACAUAUUCAGUUUUUCAGUACGCCCCGGUUUCCGUUGUGAAGAUGGCUCACUACCAAAUCAUCAUCACUACAUUCUACAGCAUGGUUUUGUAUUUUGGAUACAAAACGUGGCGUCAACUUCAUGUGAGACACUUACAUAUCGCUGCGCAAGUUCAAAACGCACAGCGCACUAUCCUCAAGACGAUGAUAAUGCAGGUAACCUUUGUCGGCAAUCUCUGAGCACUUCCCUUUAAGCAUCCGACAGAAAAGGGUUCAAACACGUGCCAUUUCAGGCCUUAUAUCCCGUGAUUAUCUUUCUUCUGCCUAUCGUCACGGCGCUCCUCUCCAUUUUUGUCGACAUUGACUUUGUGACCGCCGGCUACAUUCUCACCGCAGCAAUAUACUUUAUACCGAUCCUAAAUUCACUCUCGGUGUUGGCGCUGAUCCCUUCGUAUCGGCGGAUGGUAACUUGCGCGUUUUUGUGCAACCGCAAUACGCAUAUAAAAGUGGCAGGUAGUACUCGAGGUUCCAGACCGACAACUUUUUGAGUUAUAGCCUCAACGUGUCUGGUCUGA
Messenger RNA from Bursaphelenchus xylophilus (pine wood nematode), 4318 nucleotides. The record is from the annotation of a GenBank genome assembly. NCBI's taxonomy places the organism in Eukaryota, Metazoa, Nematoda, Chromadorea, Rhabditida, Aphelenchoididae.